AUGCCGGAGUGUAAUACACCCAUUCCCGAUGAUAUUUGUUUCUCGAUCAUGGCCUUUCUCGAUGCUAAAACCAUUCUCAAAUCAUGCAUUACCAUUUCAUGGCAAUGGUACAAAAUAUCCGCGAGUUUAGAACAUUCUUUGACUCUCUAUCCAAGAAAGAAAGAAAGUCCUAUCGGAACCAAAUUAUCAAAUUGUUUAAUUCUUUGCAAAUUAAGAGAAAUUCAUUUGAUCAUGAUGUCUGGAAGCUCGAUCACUCACGAUCAGCUCAGUAUAAUUUUUGGAAGCGAGAAAACUCGUUACUUGAAAGUGUUAGAGUUGGUGAAUUGUCCUCUCACAACUGUUGAUUGUAAACAAAUAGCGAAGAGUGAAUUUGCCGCUCACCUUGUGACACUAAAAUUACAAAAUUGUCAUAUUGGCUCAGCGUCCCUUUUGGAGUUGGUCGAAUGCAACAACUUUCCAAAUUUAACAAGCUUGGACUUGUGUCAUAACCCACAAAUUCAGGGAUGGCAAUAUUUACUUGCAGAAGAUGGUUCAACUAGUAUUAUUAAACAAUUGAAAGAACUGAGAUUGAAUGAUUGUGGAUUAGGCCCCAAUGCAUUUCUUCAUAUCAAGUCAAAGUUUCCCAAUUUAGAAAAAUUUAUUGAUGUCUACGGAGGAUGUGUUUAUGUGAAAACGUUGGUUGGUAAAAUUUACGAGUUUCCUAUUACCAGCUCAGAAAUGAAAUAUAGUGACCUACCUCCGUUGCUGUACGACAAGGGCGAAUUCUUCGACAGGUUUGCUUGCCUUUUUUCAAAAAAGCUUGUCACCGAUGAUCCAGUAGUGCCUGGAGCAAUGGUUCAUGGGGUAAUAAGACUGUGA
Molecule: messenger RNA, 858 nt
Organism: Naegleria lovaniensis
Lineage: Eukaryota; Heterolobosea; Eutetramitea; Acrasida; Naegleriidae
Exons: 1
Coding region: 1-858 (285 amino acids)
Molecular function (GO): protein binding
Source: RefSeq, a predicted model, not a curated record